Messenger RNA from Antechinus flavipes (yellow-footed antechinus), 2396 nucleotides. RefSeq names its product basal cell adhesion molecule (Lutheran blood group) (gene BCAM). Bases 78 to 1976 code for a protein of 632 amino acids. NCBI's taxonomy places the organism in Eukaryota, Metazoa, Chordata, Mammalia, Dasyuromorphia, Dasyuridae. The transcript has 15 exons. The record is from RefSeq and is a predicted model, not a curated record. Gene Ontology annotation, cellular component: plasma membrane.
CCCCAGCGAGAGAGAGACUCGGAGGAGCCAGCGGUGCCUUCGGCCCAGACGCCGCCUCCCCUGCAGCCCGCGGCAUCAUGGAGCCCCCGGGCCCGGGCCGGGCCUCCCGCUCCCGCCCCCUCUCGGGCCCCGGCCCCGGCCUCCUGCUCCUGGCGCUGCUGCUCGGGGGAGCCCCAGGCGCCCAGACGGAGAUCCGCGUCUCAGCACCCCCCGUGGUGGAAGUCCUGAAAGGGGACCCCGUGACCCUGAACUGCUCCCUCUCGGGGGCUGGAAGCAAGGAACACGUAACCCUGAAGUGGUUUGUUACGGACCGCUCGGGAAACAGCUCUCCGCUGGUCGUCGCCGCGGGGAGAACGGGAGCUCUGAAGAGAAACGAGGCCCCCGACGUGAAGCCGAGCGCUGCCUUUCAUCUGCAUCCCAACGGGUCCCUGCAGCUGCUCUCCGCGGAGAUGGGCGACGAGCGGGACUACACGUGCCAGGUCCUGAGCGGGACCACGGAGCAGGGCCGGGCUACCAGCCACCUCCGAGUCUUUGUGGCCCCCGAGCCCCCAGAGGUCACCCCCAACAGAGGAACGAUUUCAGUCGUGGACGAUAAAGCUCAUGAGAUAGCCACCUGUACCAGCCGAAAUGCCAAUCCUGCCCCCAGCAUCAGCUGGUACCGGGACGGGCAGGCCCUGCAGAUCCCUACAGAGCUGAACGGGGAGCUCUACGCCGUGAGCCGCACCGUCCGAGAGGCCUCCGGGCUCCAGUCCCUCACCAGCAUCCUCUACCUUCGGCCCAAGAAGUCCGACCGCGACGUCGCCUUCCACUGCAGGGCCACCUACCAGCUGCCCGGUGGCCAGCAGGGCCAGCAAGACGCUGCGCCCUUCUAUCUCACCCUGCACUAUCCCACAGAGAACGUGCAGUUCUGGCUGGCCAGCCCGGCGGCCACUGGCGGCUGGGUCCGAGAGGGGGACACCGUCAGCCUCCUUUGUCGGGGAGACGGCAACCCGGCUCCUGAGUACAUCUUCACCCUGGACCAGGAAAAGAAGGAGGAAAAGUCCCUGGAGACCAACACGAACGGCAACCUGACCCUGAGGGGCAUCUCCCGGGACCAGAGCGGCUCCUACCAGUGCGAGGUGGCCGACUUCGACGCCGACCCAGAGGUGGAGCUGGUGCGGAAGCUGGAGAUCCACGUGGGAUACCUGGACCCCCUGGAGCUAAGCCCAGGAGAGAACGUGACGGUGCCCUUGGGGGGCACCACAAAGCUGGGCUGCUUCGCCUCUGGGGACCCGACCCCCAAACUCUUCUGGACUAAGGAUUCCAUCCCCCUGGACCAAGGCCCCCAGUUCACCCUCACCAACGUCUCGUUCACCUCGGCCGGCGUCUACACCUGCGAGGCCUCGGUGCCCAAGCUACCCGGGCUCACCCGGACCCGGCACCUGCAGCUGUUUGUGCAAGGCGAACCAGAGCUGAAGCCAGAUGAAGUACAGCCUCAGGGCAGAAGCGGCUGGACGGAAGGGGAUGAAGUGACCCUCACCUGCUCUGCCCGGGGACACCCGACACCCAAGCUGAGCUGGACUCAUGACGGGGAGCCAGUUAACAGAAUCAUCGGUGGCUGGGUCCAGAGUUCACUGAAACUGAAGGUGAUGGGAACCGUGGCCAGGGAAGGAGUCACCUGCACGGCCUCCAACCCCCUGGGGAAUGCCCAGCACACCUUCCACUUUGAGGCAGUGGCCCCGCAGGCCCCCCAGGCAGGCGUGGCCGUGAUGGCAGCCGCCGUCAGCGUGGGACUCCUGCUCCUGGUUGUCGCUCUGUUCUACUGCAUGCGCCGGAAGGGCCGCUGCUGCCGUAGCCGGGAGAAGGUGCCCCCGCUGCCCCCGGAGCCUGAGUCGAGCCGUCCCGGCAUGGAUCGCCCAGAGCAGACGGGCCUGCUGUCGGCAGGCGGAGGCGGAGGGGGCGGCCGUGGAGGCCGUGGCUUUGGGGACGAGUGCUGAGACCAGGACUCUGGCCGGCCCUCAGCCCCACCUUCCGUCUUUCACCAGGCUCAGAGAGAGCUGUUCGCAGGUGGUGGGAGCGGGGGGCGGGGGGUACCCUCAAUCUGGUCCCAGCCACCUCUCCCCCCACGCUUCCUUCCCCCGCCUGAGACUCAGGAUUUGGGACCGGGCCUGGGCGGCCCGCCCUUCAGAGACGAGGACCUCCUCCCCCGGCCCCUGAAAUAUCCCCGGGUUCUUGGCCCGGGGCCUGGCCUGGGAGGAGGGGGUCAGUGGAGGAGCUAUUUUUACCAGCCUCUGAGGUCUGCCCUCCCUCCCUUCUACUGUAAAGUCUGACACUGGAUCCCUGCCCACCCCUCACCCUUCCUUCACCUUGGUCAGAAACACUGGAGACUAAAUAAAGGCCGUCCGGCAGCCCACCCA